CCGUCAGCGUUCACAUUCAUCUCAAACGUGUUUAAUAGAGUUUAGGUCAGAGGUCAGGAGAUUUCUACACACUUCCAGCCCAUGGAAAGCAGAUCUUAAUGGAGCUGGUUUUGUGUACAGGAGCAUUGACAUGCUGGAGCAGGUUUUGGGUCUUGUUAAUGACUAAGAAAAGACUCCAGAAGUCUCGGUGAAAAGCAGUGGAUUUGGGCAGUGAUGAUAAUGGUCAUAAAGUCAUAAAGAAUAUGACAAUUAUUCUAACACGUUUGUUAUAAUUCUUACAUCACUAAACAUUUAUAAAUAUGUGACUGAAUAUAAAGGUUUCCUGGACGAAUCAAACAAAUCAAGAAUCGACAUUGAGUCACUGAGUCUUAGUCUAAACAACUCCGUUCAUAAGAAUCGAUUGAGUGAGUCGAUUCGUAGCGGACACCGGGAUUAAAUGAGCCCUGGUGUUUAUAGUAAAUCUCAGUCCCACCCCGGGAAAUCACCACCAACCCCACCACCCCCCACUCCGUCCACACCGCGGCCUGCUCCGGACAACUGCUCCUGUUUCCAUCUCCCAGUCCGCGGCGGAGACCCGGGACGCGUGUGUGGUGUCUGUUCUCUGGACGUGUUAGAAAGCUGGAGGCUGCAGCCGGAAAAGUUGGAGGAGAGUGUAUUAUCUGAAGACAAGAGGUUGACGGUGCAAGGCUCCUCCCCCGAUGCCCCGCCCACCUGCAUAACUGCUCGCAUGCGAGAAAUUGUUACCAAGAACCUGAAUGAGAGAACCGCGGGCAGCAUGUCCUCACUUCUGUCCCUGGAAGAGGAGAACCGAGUUCUUCAGAGUGAACUGAGUUGUGUGGAGGACCUGCUGGCACACAGCCGUGCCGACCGCGAUGAGCUCGCCAUCAAAUACAGCGCCAUCAGUGAGAGGUUGGAGCAGGCUUUGCGUUUAGAGGUGGGUGUCAGCGACAGCGACUCUCCCGAGUGUGUGAGUUUGUCUCAGCAGGUGGUGGAGCUGCGACAGCGUCUGGAUGAAGAACAAAACGCUUACAAACGCAAACUCGCUGCUUACCAGGAGGGGCAGCAGAGACAAGCGCAACUCGUCCAGAAACUACAGGCCAAGGUUCUGCAGUAUAAGAAGAAGUGCAGUGAUUUGGAACAGUCUCUCCUCGACAAAUCAUCAGAGCAGAGUGGGUGUGAAAAGUCAUCUAAUGGUCAGGACGAGUGCAGCAGUGAGCUGGAGACAGUCCUCAUCCGCCUGGAGGAAGAGCAGCAGAGGAGCAGCAGUCUGUCAGCGGUGAACGCGAUGUUGCGUGAGCAGCUGGAACAGGCCGGACUGGCCAAUGAAGCGCUGAGUCAGGACAUCCGCAGACUAACUGCUGAUUGGACCAAAGCGAGGGAGGAGCUGGAGCAGAAGGAAUCUGAUUGGAGGAGAGAGGAGGAGUCCUUUCAUAACUACUUCAGCAGUGAACACAGUCGGCUGCUCACGCUGUGGCGGCAGGUGGUCAGUUUCCGCAGGAGUGUGUGUGAGAUGAAGAGUGCCACUGAAAGGGAUCUGUCAGUGAUGCGCAGUGACCUGGCUCAGGUGGCUCAGAGCGUCCAGCUGCAGUGUGUGUGUGUGUGUGUGGCGGUGCGGAGUCGCGAGGACGGCUCGGCGUUGGCUCUGGAACGCGAGGCGGCUCAGCGUCUCACACUGGAACAGCUGCUCCGAGAGAAAGAGAGCGAAAUCUCAGAGAGCCAAUCAGAGAGAGAGAAACUCAACAACAGGCUGGCGGACGCAGAGAGAGAGAUGGAGAGACUCAGAUCUCGAGUGGACAAGAAAGAGAGCAAGAUCACAUCCCUCACUCAGAGAUUGCAGGAGCGGAGCGAAGAUGAAGAGUCUGAGCUGCACACACUACGAGCUCACACUAACACACUUCUGGACACACUACAAGACAUCGCACAGUUGAUGAUGUCAGAUUCGGACUCAGGUGUGUUCAGCUCGUCAGUAGAGGCCGAAUCAGAGAACAGCGUUGUGUCUCUGUUGCCAUUGAUGCGCAGCUCCUCCCCUCAUCGAUCCUCAUCACCACCCAGAGCGGCGUCUCCACGGCGAUCAUCAGCCAUUGCGGAAUCUGCCCUUACAUCCUUGCGUGCCAUGGCAACCAGUAGACAUCUGCAGCUACAGGAGGUCAAAGGUCGCCUACAGUCAGCGCAGUCUUCCGUCCAGCAGCUGCGCAGACAGCUGGGUGAGGCGGAGUCAGGCAGGAGGGAGGCGGAGCUACGCCUGCAGGUCAUUCAGGCUGAGAGAGUUGAUGCUCAGAGGGAGAGAGAGACAGCGGAGAGAGAGAGAGAGCGACUCCGGCAGGACAUAGACAAACUCUACAGUGAAAAGGAGUGUGUGCAGCAGUCUGUGCAGGCUUUGCAGACAAAGCUGCAGCUGCUGCAGAUGGAUUGCGAGAGACUGCAGCAGGCUGCGGCGUCUGCGCAGAGAGAGAAAGAUCACGAACGAGUGGAGAGAGAGACGGCUAUGCAGGAGAGAGAUCGAGCCAGAGCUGAGACUGAGAGAGUUCAGUCUCAGUUGGGACAGAAUGAGAGUCGCUGCAGCUCUCUGCGCUCUGAACUGGCUGCAGUAAAGGAGACGCUCCAGCAGGGGGAGAUAGAGAGAGACCUGCUUCUAACUGAGAAGAGCCAACUGACUGACACUCUCAGCAAGGCGGAGUCCAGUAAUGCUGAGCUUAUGGUGUUGAUGGUGAAGCUGCGCUCUGAGGAGGCGUCACUGCGAGACUCUCUGGCUAAAAUGAGCAGCUUAAACGAGGGACUCGCUCAGGACAAAGCAGAACUGAACACCAUCAUCAUCCAGCUCGAGGAGGAGAAGAGUGUGCUGCAGGGGCAGAAAAGAGAGGCAGUGCAGGAGAAGUUGACCAUCAGAGACGAACUCGUUCGCCUGGAGCAGGAACGUCUGGAGCUGGACUCCGCCCACAUCUCUCUCCACCAAUCACUGCAGGAGUCUGAGCAGGCCAGGGCAGGACUGGAAACAGAGCUUCACAUGCUCCGGAUGGACAGACAGAAACUGCAGGAGAAAGUUGCACAGCUGUGUGGUGAAGUGAGCUGUUUGGGGGCGGAGCUUGGCACCAUACGUGGUGAAGGUGAGAGACGGGGCGUGGCACUGGAGGAAGCCGGGCGAACAAGGGCGGAGCUUGCUCGUGAGAGGGCGGGGCUUGUGGUUCAGCUUACAGCGUCUGAGAGGGAUAACGCUUCCCUAACAGAGGAGCUCGUGGCCUUCAGGGUGGAGAGGGAGGCACUGGAGGCGAGUGUGUUUGAGGUGCAGCAGCAGCUAAUGCAGUCGGACUUGCGCAAAGAGCAACUGGAGAAUGAAAACCUCAACCUCAGAGCGAGAAACGAGAACAUCACAGCGGAGCUGAAGCGAGUGCGUGUGGAAGCAGAAACAGCUGCUGUACAGAGUGAGAGGGAGAGACAGGUUCUGAAGCAGGAGCUGAUUAAUGCUCACCACGAGGCUCAGCUGUCUCUCCGUAAUGCCCUAUCCGACCACCAGGAGGAGCUGGAGAGACUCGCCGAUGACAAGGAGGCUCUGCGCUGCAGUCUCCAGGCCGAGCAGGAGGAGGCGCUGCGGCGUGUGAGGGAGGAGAUGGAGGAGCGUCUACAGAAGAUGGAGCGAGAGCGUGAGGAGAUGCAGGAAGAGAUACGGGCGUUACAACACGCUCGAGAUCAGAGUCUCCUACAGGCUGAGAGCGACAAGCAGCAGGCUCUGUCCCUGAAGGAGACGGAGAAGGCCAUGCUGUCAGAGAGAGUCUGCUCUCUACAGGCCGAGCUGAGCUCUGCUAACCUGGAGCUGGAACGACUGACUAGAGAAACACAACACCUGAAGGAGCAGGAGAGGACUGCAGUAGGAACAGUGAACACUGAGCUGCAGGAGCUGCGUAAGCAGCUGGAGGACACAGUAAACUCUAACAGACGGGAGCUGCGCAGACUGCAGGAGAACUGCACAGAGGAGCAGAUACGUGCAGACACCACACUUAGAGAGUUGGAGGAAUGUCGCGCUAUUCUAUCAGCCAGCGAGGAGAACCGAGACACCACAAGGCAAAACCUUCUGGAGAUGGAGAGACGUCUGAGCCAAUCACGUGACACUGGGGAGGGGCAUAGACGAGACACGGUGGAGCUCCGACGCUCUCUUGGUGAUGUCACUAAAGAGAAGGAGGCUCUUAACCAAUCAAAUGGCCAGCUGAGGGAGGCACUGAGAACAGCGGAGAGCGAACGCAUUAGUGUGAAGCGUCAGUAUGAGGAGAAAGAGCAGCGUGUUGCCGUGCUGGAGGAAACUCUGGCAUCUGCACAGAAGGAAGUUGGGGAUCUGCGCAGCUGUCUGCGAGAGGUGGAGCGAUCACGACUCGAGGCCAGGAGAGAACUGCAGGAACUACGCAGACAGGUGAAGGUGGUGGAUGUAGAGCGGGAGCAGAAAGCCAGAGAAGUGGCAGAGCUCCAAACUCGUCUCUCACUGGAGGAGCAGAAGGAGGAGGAACGAGGGAAGGAGCUCAUCUGCAUCAAGCAGAAACUCUCUGAGGCUGAAGCAGCCAGGAACUCCCUCAGAAAAGAGCUGUCGUGUGUUCAGAAGCGUUUGAGCGACAGUGAAAGCUCCAGGCGUGGACUCGAGCGGGAUUUGAGCUCUCAGCUGCAGGAGGCUCGUGGCUCGGAGAAGAAGCUGCAGGAUGAAGUAAGGAACCUGAGCCUGCGGGCUCAGGCCGGGGUUGAAGCAUUUGCGCAGAUUCAGCUGCAGCUCAGCGAGGCACAGGGGCGCCUCAAUGCCACGGAGGCAGAGUUAACGCGUUCCGAGGCCGCGCGCCGUGACCUCGAGUUCCGAUUGGCCAGUUUGCAGUCGGCACUGACUCGCACGCUGGGUAUCGGUGCAGGGGGGCGGGGUUUGCGUGGACGCAGCCCUGCCGGCUCCGCCCACUCGUCGCUCAUUUCCGUGGCGAUGCCCCGGCACCGGAGCGUGUCUCCUCUACGUGGCUCUUUAUCGCCCCCUAAAGAUGUUGCGGAAAAGUCCAUUAAGUCCAGUCCUGAUCACACGACAGCGUCUCGUCCCCUGUCCCCUGAGAGAGGAGACACACCCAUCUCUCUCCUCCAACCCGACCUCGACCCCGAAACACUCCGGAACGGCCUUCGAGACUUCCUGCUGGAGCUCCGAGAAGCCCAGAGAGAACGGGAUGAGGUGCGCAGCCAGUUGGGGGUGCUACAGCAAGAACUAGAGGAAAUCAAAGGAGAGAGGGACUGUGCUCAAAACCGUGUCACUCAACUUCACAGCACACUGCAGGAGUGUCAGGAAGGUAAGCGGAAUGUAGACAGUCGCUUGAACUCCACUCAGACAUUACUGCAGCAGCAGGAGGUGGUGGUGAGGAGAGGAGAGAGAGAGAAAAGGACUCUCAGCGAAAGAGUGAAAGAGCUGGAGAGAACACUGCAAAACACAGAGAUGGAGCGCAAACAUCUACAGGAGCAGUGUAAUAAACUCCGGGCGGGGGAGGUUCGUCUGGAGGCGGAGCGCCGGAGACUGAGGGAAGCCCUGGAAGGGGCGGAGUCAAGGGCUACAAGGGUGGAGCUUGGAAGGCGGAGUCUGGAAGGAGAGAUUCAGCGGUUGCGAGUGUGUCUGGCCGAGAAAGAGACGGAGGCGCAGAGUGCUCAGGACCGACAUGAUAACAAGCUCAAACAGGUGGUGGAGGCCGAGGCUCGUGUCUCAUUGUUACAGAGGGAAGUAGACAGAGUGACAUCUCUGCUCAGUAAAGCUCAGGAUUUGGAGUGUGUUCAGAGAGACAGAGUGCAGAGUCUCAGUCAGAGCCUGCAGGACAACAGUGCAGCCAACAGCGCCACCCAGGGGAGACUCGCCACACUGCAGAAAAACCUUACACACACUGAGCAGGAGCGCAAACAACUGCAGGAGCGUGUGGACAGCAUGCGAGCGUCUCUGUCUGAAGGAAAACAUGCUGUAGAGACUCUGACUGAGCGCAUACAAAACCUGCAGGCUGAACUCACACACAGCCAAGUGAGAUGCCAGGAGCUGGAGACAGAGCUCUCUGAUACACAAGAGGCAUUGCGUGUGCGCUCAGCCGCCCUGUGUGAGGCGCAGCGUUCUCUGCAGACGGCGCAGACAGAGCGUGUGUGUGUGGAGGAGCGAGUGUGUGUCCUGCAGCGAGCCGUGGCUCUGUUAGAGACCGAGAAGAAGGACGCAGAGAGACAGGCGGUGCGUCUGGAGAAGGACAAGAACGCACUAAGGAACACGCUGGAGAAGGUAGAGCGUCAGAAGCUGAAGACGGAGGAGACCACCAUGCGUUUGUGUGCAGAGAAGGAACGGCUGGAUCAGUUACUGAACACAACGGUGCAGGAACUACAACAUGCACAGAGGCAGAUCACUCUGCUGCAGACCCAGCUCACAGAGUUGGAGGCAUCACAGAGUGUGAGUGAGCUUGACGAUGCCCUGAAGGAGGUGGAGCUUCUAAAAGCCAAUCAGCGUGAGGUGGAACGACUGAGAGCGAAUCAGAGAGAGGCGGAGCGAACACUGGCCAAUCGGGAGCGAGCUCAUCGCCAGAGAGUGAAGGGACUGGAAGAGCAGGUGUGCACUCUGAAGGAGCAGCUCCAGCACGAGAUACGGCGCAGACAUCCGUCUCUACCGCUGAACAACUGAUCCCAGGUCAGCUUGUGCCAACACACUGAUCUCAAAUCAGGAGUCACCGUGGAGACCAGCAUGUGACCUGAUACAGAUCUGUGUGUGUGUGUGUGUAAGUGUGAGUGUGAGUGUGAGUGUGUGUGUGUGUGUGUGUGUGUGUGUGUGUGUGUGAGAGAGAGUGUGUGUGUGAGUGCUUUGAACACUAAUGCCUGCAGAGACUCAGCAGCACUGAUAUGAGCUCAGCAGGUCCAUGGGCAGCUUCUCACUCAGGUGUGUGUGUUUUACACUCUAAAAGACUGACUUUAGUUUUUCAGCAGUUCUUCAUGAUGUCACACCUUUGAUGUUAUUCAUGUUGCAUGGUCACAUGACUGUAAUUCUGUACUCGUAGAUGUUAGGAGCAUCUGUUCCUCUGGUAUUGUUAUCGAAGGUAGCGUGUGUGUGUGUGUGUGUGUGUGUGUGUGUGUGUGGGUGUGUGUGUGUGUGUGUGUGUGUGUGUGUGUGUGUGUGUGUGUGUGUUCGUUCAACACUGGUCCAUUCUGAAACUCGUCCCACACUGGUUUAUAAAGAUUUAUAAGUGUAUUUCCAUUUAAUUAUUAUUUUCUGGAAAGCUGAAAGAAGCUAAAAUCACGCUCUGAACUAUGAAAAUUGUUUUAACUGUGUGGGGGAAAGUGUUUAUUAAUGAUAUUCAACUCCUGAUUAUUAAUUACAAAUAAAGUAAAAAAAAAGGCACAAUUACAAUGUAAACACAAUAAAAUUACUGUUUUUACAAGGAAUAUACGUUUAAAGCUUUUGGUUUUAUA
Messenger RNA from Silurus meridionalis, 7428 nucleotides. Its product is annotated as rootletin-like. Bases 437 to 6646 code for a protein of 2069 amino acids. Lineage: Eukaryota; Metazoa; Chordata; Actinopteri; Siluriformes; Siluridae. The record is from RefSeq and is a predicted model, not a curated record. The transcript is spliced from 38 exons.